AUGGUUGGAUACAUAAUUCCUCUUUUUACAGUUAAACUAGAAAAGCCAAAUUUAAUUUUGCGUGAGGAAGUUAAACGAGCUGUUCCUUAUUCUUGGGAUCCUGCAUCAUGGCCAAGUUUUAUUGAGAAUUUCGGAACACAUAUUAUUACAUCUGCGACAAUUGGUGGAAGAGAUGUAGUUUACAUAAGGCAGCACCAGUCAUCUCCUUUGAUAGGAUUGGAUAUAGAGAAUUAUGUAAAAGACAUGGGUGAUCAUAGAUUUCAGGACUCAAAUAGCCAGUCAACCGCUGGCCCCUUAAAAUACAAAGACAAGGAUGUUAUAGUAAUUUUUAGAAGACGAAGGGGAGACGAUCUUGAACAAAGUCAUUCCAAGUGGGCAGAGACUGUAGGAUUAGCACCUGACGUGAUAAACAUGACGUUCACUCCCAUUGUUUAUUUACUUGAAGGAGUACCUGGAAUAAAGCAUUUAGCUCGUGCAAUCGAGUUAUAUUUGGAAUUCAAACCGCCUAUUGAAGAUUUACAAUAUUUUUUGGAUUUUCAAAUCGCUCGAGUUUGGGCUCCUGAGCAGAAUAACCUGCAAAGAAAGGAGCCUGUUUGUUCCUCUCUUCAGUUCAGCUUGAUGGGUCCCAGGCUUUAUAUCAGCCCUGAUCAGGUAUUGCUUACUCUAAUAAAAGAAAUAACAUUUCCCAUUUCAUUGGAACAGAGAGCAUUUUUCUUCAUGUGA
Messenger RNA from Humulus lupulus (European hop), 723 nucleotides. RefSeq names its product MACPF domain-containing protein CAD1-like. Gene Ontology annotation, cellular component: plasma membrane. Bases 1 to 723 code for a protein of 240 amino acids. The transcript has 4 exons. Lineage: Eukaryota; Viridiplantae; Streptophyta; Magnoliopsida; Rosales; Cannabaceae. The record is from RefSeq and is a predicted model, not a curated record. Gene Ontology annotation, biological process: plant-type hypersensitive response; regulation of salicylic acid mediated signaling pathway.